AGUUUGCUAUUCGGAAGUUGUUUAUAGAAAACAAAAUGUGACGUGGCUAAUCCCGCAGGACAUGUAGAAACAGUUAAGCCAAGACAUUAAGCUUUUACCUGAAAAAUAUGAAGCAUUUCAUUGAACUAUAGAAAGGUGAGAAGAUGUCUGACAGUGAAGCUUCUUGUCCAGUCGCUGAAGACUCACAGGAACAACCAGAAACACAGGAUGCGGGUGUAGUUGCAGGACACAACUCCUCUCCAUCAGUGUCUAACAGCUCCGCUGAUGUGGCUCCGACUAGGAAAACAAGGAGGAGAGCAGAAGUCAAACUGGCCACUGAAGCUGUGGGGGAAUCAAAGGUGGAGGAGCCGAUGGCAGAGAUGUUUAAUGACAUGACUGUGUCUCAGAGUGGUUGGGGAUACUGGGGUAACUGGGGCGUAUCCAUCCUUUCCACAGCAACAUCUACUGUUGCCACAGUGGGCCAAGGCCUCGCUCAGGUGAUCGAGAAGGCUGAGACAUCCCUGGGAAUUCCGAGUCCCACCCAGCUGUCGGCUCAGGUGGAGGAAGAACAAACACAGCAGGAUUCCUUACCUGAAGCUCAGGAAUGCCGUGAGAUGAACGCAGCAUCGAUUGAUGGAUCGUCAGCUGCAGGAAGUGCUUUGGGAAUGUUUUCUUCUCUCACCAGCAUUGUUCAAACCACAGGAAAGACGGUCAUAACUGGAGGCUUGGAUGCUCUGGAGUUCAUUGGGAAGAAAACUAUGGAUGCGAUUGCAGAAGGUGAUCCCGGUUUUAAAAAGACCAAGGAAUUGAUGAACAGGAGCUCCACUCUGUCACAGGUGUUGCGGGAGGCCAAGGAGCGAGAGGAGCUUCAGACAGCAGGGGAAGAGUCAUCAGAUUCAGAGAGGAAUGUGGUUGCUCGCUACAGUAUGCUAUUUGAUGAAUUUCAUGGUCUCUCCCACCUUGAAGCUCUGGAGAUUCUGUCCCGAGAGAGUGAGUUGAAGGUAAAGUCGGUGCUAACCACUCUGUCAGGAGAUGAGCUGGUUCAGCUGAUAGAGGAGCUCGACUCCAUCAAGAAUUAUUUCUCCAUGAUGGAGUUUGAUGAUGAGGAGGUUGAAGAGAAGAAAGAUGGAAACGGUGAUGAGUUUGAAAGGGAGGUGAUGAAGACCAUGGACAGUGUCUGUUCCACAUCAUCAGAGACUCUGAGACUGUCCACAUUUGAGACAGCUGACAGACUCAAACAGGCUUUUAGGAGUGCCUACAUCAGAAUCAAGGACAUGACGCAACCACAGGAGGAUGAGGAUAAAGAAAGGGAGAUAAAGAAAAUACACUCUGUAGAGGACAUUCAUGCUGCAGCUAUUCUCAGCCUGGCGGAGGUGACGGCUCGAUCCAUCGAGCUUUUCCACAAACUGGCUGAGAUGAUCCUCUUCUCAUGCAGCAGCACAGACGUCGGCUUCGUUUCACAGUUAACAGUUGUCCUAUGUAAAGAAAUGUCUCUGCUGUCUAAGAGGUUUACGUCCUGUCUAACAUCAGAAGGGUCUACAGAGAAAGCAGACGUCCUGAACCCGCUGAUAACAGGAGUCUUUCUGGAGGCAUCAAACAGCGCGUCUUACAUCCAAGAUGCUUUCCAGCUACUCAUGCCGAUACUGGAGAUAUCCCACAUCCAGAAGAAAGCCAGAUCCUCAGAGCAGUGAUGUGACCCCUGACCUCCAUAGUCACAAUGACAACAGGACAACUGACAUGUUUUGUUUAAAUGGAUCACUUCAUUUCACGCUGUCAAUAAAUAAAACAAUGUCCCACCUGGAAGGAGAAAUGGUUGUUUACACUAUCAACACAUCAGAGGCUUGUCCUACGAAGUGGGAUUACCAUACCUGGGAUACUUUGAACUUAGACAAAGAACUUACAAGAAGUUUUUUACGAGUCGAGAGAAUGAAGAGAACAAAAUUUUGUCAGGAUGCAUAGAGAUGCAUUUAAAGGACCAAAGCUUGACCCCAGGUUCCACCCGGUCUAUGUCCAAGAAAUAUCAGCAACAGAUGCUAAA
Messenger RNA from Melanotaenia boesemani (Boeseman's rainbowfish), 2017 nucleotides. It is a transcript of the gene fam114a2, whose product is annotated as family with sequence similarity 114 member A2. Bases 144 to 1670 code for a protein of 508 amino acids. The record is from RefSeq and is a predicted model, not a curated record. The transcript has 14 exons. Lineage: Eukaryota; Metazoa; Chordata; Actinopteri; Atheriniformes; Melanotaeniidae.